Messenger RNA from Marmota flaviventris (yellow-bellied marmot), 621 nucleotides. Its product is annotated as olfactory receptor 2J3-like. Gene Ontology annotation, cellular component: membrane. Lineage: Eukaryota; Metazoa; Chordata; Mammalia; Rodentia; Sciuridae. Gene Ontology annotation, molecular function: olfactory receptor activity; G protein-coupled receptor activity. The record is from RefSeq and is a predicted model, not a curated record. Gene Ontology annotation, biological process: G protein-coupled receptor signaling pathway.
AUGAUGGAAAACUUCAAUGGUACCUCUGAAGACUAUUUUAUUCUGUUGGGUUUUUCUAAUUGGCCUCAAGUAGAAGUAGUUCUUUUUGUGUUGAUCUUGGUAUUCUACCUAAUGACACUGAUAGGCAACAUGUUCAUCAUCAUCUUGUCUUACCUGGAUUCCAAUCUUCAUACUCCCAUGUACUUCUUCCUCUCAAAUCUCUCUUUUCUGGAUCUCUGCUACACUACCAGCUCUCUCCCACAACUGCUGGUGAACCUCUGGGGCUCAGAGAAGACCAUUUCUUAUGCUGGUUGCAUGGUUCAACUUUACUUUGUCCUUGCCUUAGGAGCCACAGAGUGUAUCCUGUUGGUGGUGAUGCCCUAUGACCGUUAUGCAGCUGUGUGUAGACCCUUGCAUUACACUGUCCUCAUGCACCCUGGAUUCUGUCACUUGCUUGCUGUGGCUUCUUGGGUAUGUGGUUUUACCAACUCAGCAGUUCAUUCUCUCUUUAUCCUCUGGGUACCCCUCUGUGGAAAUCGACAAGUGGAUCACUUCUUCUGUGAAGUACCAGCAAUCCUGCAAUUAUCCUGUUUUGACACUCAUGCUAAUGAGUUGACUCUCAUGGUCACCAGCUCUGUUUUU